Acipenser ruthenus (sterlet) is the source of this 6778-nucleotide messenger RNA. RefSeq names its product synergin gamma. The transcript has 23 exons. Gene Ontology annotation, cellular component: clathrin coat of trans-Golgi network vesicle. The coding region runs from base 278 to 4957 and encodes 1559 amino acids. Lineage: Eukaryota; Metazoa; Chordata; Actinopteri; Acipenseriformes; Acipenseridae. The record is from RefSeq and is a predicted model, not a curated record. Gene Ontology annotation, molecular function: protein binding.
AACAAAUACUGUAAUAAAAUGGGGAUUUAAAAUGUACUACAACCCAGCAAGCGACAGACACCACAUUGUAAUAAAGAAAACUACAUAAUACCACUGGUGUAUCAGUGCCUGCUGUGACCAGAUUGAACCGGGCAGAACUGAUAACGUUUAAGAAAAUAAUAAUACUGGUAUAUUACAAAAGAGAAUGAGUCUAUAAUGUACUGCAUACGUUGUAUCAGAUAAUGUACCCAUUAAACCAGGGUGUUGUUUAUGUGCUAUAGCUGUUAGAUAGUAAAAGAUGUUACAGGGCACUAUGCCCUUCCACUGUAGUUAUUUAACUCUUGGGUGUCUCUUUGCAGUCUUGCAGAGCUCUGUCAGGCGCUGUUUUAAAUGCAGCGCUUGCUGGGUAACACUGAGCAGAGUCGCGACCCUUCCUCUCCUCCGCUCGGAGGCGCGCCGCGUUUGGUAUCGGAGGCUGACCCGGAAGCUCCUCCUGUGUGUUUCUCGCUUCCAAAUCGCCAGGUUUGUUGUUAAGAUGGCGCUGCGGCCGGGAGCUGGGGGAGGCGGCAGCUUCAUGUUCCCUGUUGCAGGGAGCCAUGGACCUUCACAAGGAAUGAUGCCAAUGCAGCAGCAGCAGCAGCAGCAGCCAGGCUAUCCCAUGGUGCAAGUGAUGCAGCCCAACAUGCAAAGCAUGAUGGGUUUGAACUUUGGCUCUCAGAUGCCGCCGGGCACCAUGCCAAUGCAGGGGGGAAUGCCGAUGGGACCCAUGCAGGCUGCUGGGAUGCAGUACAUGGGACAGCCUCAGUUCAUGGGAAUGACUGCCCCUGGUCCUCAGUACAUGCCGGACAUGCAGAAGCAACUCGCAGAGGAGCACCAGAAGCGCCUGGAACACCAGCAGAGGAUGCUGGAGGAGGACCGGAAGAGGAGGCAGUUUGAGGAGCAGAAACAGAAACUGCGACUCCUUAGCAGCGUCAAACCCAAGAUGGGGGAGAAGAGCCGAGACGACGCGCUGGAGGCCAUCAAAGGGAAUCUGGACGGGUUCAGCAGAGACGCGAAGAUGCAUCCGACUCCCGCCUCCCAUCCUAAGAAGCCAGACAUGCCACCAUCCCAUUCUACUGCCUCCUCCUCCUCCCUCCUUUCCCAACCCCCUGCUUUUCCUGAAGACGACGAUGAUGAUUUUAGUGACUUUAUGCAGGGGCCGGUUGAACCCAUGUCCUCUGUCACCUCCACCACCUCCUCCUCCUCUUUCCAGCCCUCCUCCCCCCGCGUUCAGGGACCCCACUCCUCCGAGCAGGCAGCAGUGCCCUCGCACCCUGCCCCCCCUCCCCAAGCACCCCUGCCCCCUGUACCUCUUGGUUCAGCGGGACAUCACCCUUCUGUCUCUACUUCUACUACAAGUUCCCAAGCUUCUGCGCUUAAAGGCCCGUCUUUGGAGGAGAAACUUGUUUCCUCGUGUGAUUUAAGCGCAUCCAAACAGGCCCAGGUUCACUUUAAAUCCUCCCAGCCUUUGGCUGAGAUGGGCCACAAAGCACCGGUCUCUGCCCAUUUUCAGCCCAGCACGAAGGCGAGAAACUGGGGCAUUGCCGACAGUAACCUGAGAGCUGUCUUCACUGUGGAAGCACCACCACCUCCCCCGCAGCCUGCUUCCACACCAGCAAAGGCGCCGCCACCGGCAAACGAAACCGAUUUGACCUUUGAAGAAAGUGGCGUGGGGGUGUACCCUCAGCAGGAGGCUAUCCAGCCAAUGGUGCCUGGCUGGCUCUACAAUGACAGUCUCGUUCCAGACCUGUUUAAGAAGGUGCUGGAGAUCACAAUGACUCCUUCGGGAAUCGACACAGCGAAGCUCUACCCCAUUCUGAUGUCCUCGGGCCUGCCCAGGGAGGCGCUGGGGCAGAUCUGGGCGUCCGCCAAUCGCACGACUCCGGGGAAGUUGACGAAGGAGGAGCUGUACACUGUGCUGGCUAUGAUUGGUGUAACACAGAGGGGUCUCCCAGCUAUGAGCCUUGAUAUCCUGACCCAGUUCCCCUCUGCCCCUGUGCCCAACCUGCCCGGGCUGGCGCUGGUGAUGCCCGGAGUCAUGCAGCAGCAGCAGCAGCAGCAUCAGCAGCAGCCCAUGCUGUCCAUGCCCCCUGUGCCCCAGCCAGCCGUGUCCAUGCCUCUCUCCACAGCGCAGCCUGUCCUGGGUGUGAACCUCCCCGUGCAGGCAGGGGUCCUGAGCACACAGGUGUCCCCUGGCUUCAUGCCUUCAUUCCCCUCCAACACCCAGGCAUCCGAACCUGACGACGAUGAUUUCCAGGACUUUCAGGAGGCUCCCAAGGCUGGCUCUGCCAAUGAUUCCUUCACCGAUUUCCAAGGGGAGUCGAGCGGAGCCUUCCCCAUAGCGGCACGCACUCAGCCGCAGAACAGCGCCCUAGCAUUGCUGACUCCGAUAUCUGGAUCAUCCACACCGGCCUCUUCUGAUAAGUAUGCUGUGUUUAAGCAGCUGUCUGUGGAGAGACCUGGGGAAACGGCUGUCCCUGUUCCAGAUUAUGGUGAUAAAUACAGUGUUUUCAGAGCGCUGGAACAGCCCCCCGAUAUCAAACCUAUAGGGGAGGGAUUUGCAGACUUCAAGUCCGCUGGAGGCGAUGAUGGCUUCACAGACUUUAAAACAGCCGACAGCAUAUCCCCACUAGACCCCCCGGAGCAAGCCAAGAUCUUCCAGCAAACCUUCCCUCCUCCUUUCCUCCAAACGCAGCCUCUACAACAACAACCACAACCACACAACUCAACGGCAACUCUUCCUCCAUCCAAACCCUCCCUGAACAUGGCAGAUUUGGACCUCUUUUCCUCUCUGGGAGGCCCUGCUGCCAGCACCACUGCCGAGACUAAGGCUCUGUCGUUUCCAGCCCCCUCGACUCUUGCCUCCAGCCUCCCCCCUUUGGCAGCCCCUUCCUCGGGGGCAGGCAGGAAAGCUCUCGGCGGGGCAGAUGAUUUUGGUGACUUCGCCCUCUUCGGCUCCUCUUCUUUGGGGGUCAGCGCGCCGAGCGCCGGGGUCGCCCACGUCCAGGACGACUUCGCAGACUUCAUGGCCUUCGGGAGCGCGUCUUCAUCCGGAGUGCCAGAGCAGAAGACGGCGGAGGAGAAACCAAGCGAAAAUAACUCCAGUGUGGGAGAGACCCCCCUGCAGCAGCAGCAGCAGACAUCCUCUGACAAAUACGACAUUUUCAAAAGGCUCUCCUUGGAAGGCUCCACGACGACCUUGGGCUUCGAGGACGCCAAGGAGAGCCUCUCUGCAGGCCUUGCUUCCGCUUCAUCGGUGGUCAAAGGAGACGCGGACGACUUUGCAGACUUCCACUCUUCCAGGUUCUCGUCAGCCCUGGGUGCCUCUGAGAAGAGCCUGGUGGACAAGGUGGCCGCCUUCAAGCAGGCCAAGGAGGACUCUGCCUCGGUCAAGUCUCUGGACCUCCCGUCCAUCGGGGGCAGCAGCGCGGGGAAGGAGGACUCUGAAGACGCCCUCUCCGUCCAGCUGGACAUGAAGCUGUCUGACCUCGGAGGGGAUCUCCAGCACGUCCUGUCGGACAGCUCUCUCGACCUGCCAGUGGUCAGCGGGCACCAGCCCCCCGCAGCAGAGGUGGACGACUUCAAGUUUGACCCCUUCGGUACCUUCAGCGCUGGCGACUCUGCGGUGAGCAGCCUUGCGAGCUUCGAUUGGUCAGAACGGGAGGAGCCGGCGACCAUUCAGAGCAAGAAACCUCAGCCCAGCUUCUUCACCUCGGAGGGCAGCCCUGCAUCCGCCACCUCUGUCCUGCAGAAGAAAGAGACUUCCUUCGGCAGCGCGGAGAACUUCGCCGUGACAACCAGCGGCAAGGUGCGCGCCUUCACGAGCGAGGAGGCGUCGAGCGCCAGCACUGCGGAGGGGCAGUUUGACGCCUUCCCGGAUUUCGGGACAAAGGGCCAGGGUGAGGAGGAGGAGGAGGAAGAGGAUGAUUUUGGGGAUUUCGCCAGCACAGUCUCUGAGAAGUCCGACACAGCCCCCGUCUCUGGAGAUCCGGGCUCGGACACCGCCCAGCCGGACGACUUCGGAGCCUCCCAAGCGGACAAGCCCAAGUUUGGCAAGUUUGACUUCCUCAUGGCCAGCUCCCAGGCCAAAGUGAAGUCCAGCGAGGAGAUGAUCAGGAGCGAGCUGGCCACUUUCGACCUUUCAGUGCAAGGGUCUCAUAAAAGGAGUCUAAGCCUGGGGGACAAAGAGAUCAGCCACUCCACUCCGUCCCCAGCCCCGGAGCAGCCCUUCAGAGACAAGUCCAACACGCUGAGCGAGAAACCAGCCCUGCCAGUCAUCAGAGACAAAUACAAGGACCUGACCGGGGAGGUGGAGGAGAGCGAACGCUAUGCAUAUGAAUGGCAGAGGUGUUUGGAAAGUGCUCUGCAGGUCAUUAAUAAAGCCAAUGACACCCUGAAUGGGAUCAGCAGCUCUUCUGUUUGCACUGAAGUCAUCCAGUCCGCCCAAGGAAUGGAGUACCUCUUGGGAGUGGUGGAGGUGUACAGAGUAGUGAGGCGCGUUGAGCUGGGGAUCAAAGCGACGGCCGUGUGCAGCGACAAACUACAGCAGCUCCUGAAGGACAUCAACCGCGUGUGGCACAACCUGAUUGGGUUCAUGUCCCUCGCAAACCUGUCGCCUGACGAGAGCUCCCUGGACUUCUCCUCUUGUAUACUGCGCCAUGGGAUCAAGAACGCCAAGGAGCUGGCCUGCGGAGUCUGCUUGCUCAGCGUGGACUCCAGGAGCAAGACGUCAGGUUUGCCAUUGUUUACCUUGGUCUUAAACGCUUUGCAGAAGGAAGACAAAGCUAAGGAACGACCCCCUAAAAAUGCUUUCAGCUCGGAAACGGACAGCUUCAAGUUGAUGUACGGGGGUCACCAGUAUCACGCCAGCUGUGCCAAUUUCUGGAUUAACUGCGUUGAGCCCAAACCGCCAGGCCUCAUCCUGCCUGACCUGCUCUGAGCUGCUGCUGCCAUGGCAACCAGCAGAGCUCCUAGACAGAGGCCUGUGGAGAGCCAAACCACAAGGCUGUGGACGUGAAGUCUCCGUCGAUCGCUCAGACCAACUGCUUUCCAUUAACCUCCCAGAGCUUGUGUUUUAGGACUUCAUUACAGAAGCUGGGAAUUGGAGCAAAGUGCUUUUUUAUAUAGGCUCUUUUUUUCCUUUUCUGUUGUCGUCCCACCUGCCCUCUCAUUAUCCACUGCCUAGGCCAGUGUACUCAAGUGUUGUCUUUUUUUAGUUUUGUUUUUUGACUAUGGGCACAUUUGUGUUAUUCCUCAUAAGGUCGAGGGUAUGAUCAUUUCUCUAAUUUGCUACUUAUUCCAAAAUAAGAAUUUAAAAGGACAUUAUCCCUUUCAGUCCUGAAUUUUGUCGAGCUGAAGAAUGCAAAAUGAAGUUGUGUAAUUAAAAUAUUGCGUAUACAUGAGCACGGGACAAAAUGGGUUUUUUUCCAUCUAUUUCUACACUAACUCGGACCUAGGAGUCCCAUGAGGUUCCAGCGUCAUUUCCCAGGGCUUAUGUUAAUGUACUGGGACCUUGAGGUCCUGCCAGGAUUGAAAGGGUUAAAGUACAGGUUUAUCCAAUGCCACAAAAGCAGAGCUUGAGAACACAGUAAUAGAUUGUAAUGAGUGUUAUUCCCCUACCGACUGAAGGAUGGAAAUAGGACUCCCAUUGCAUAGCAGUUUGAUCCAUUCCCUGGUUUUACUGUGAGUUUAAUAAGACACCACCUGAGCUUUGUUACCUGUACAUACUGUGGCUAAUCAAGCUUCUAGUAAAACCUGGAGUGGGUGAAACUGCUGUGCAAUAGGAAUCAGAAACUAGCCUUGAAACUAGAGCAUCAGAUUUUGAUCAUUUUUUAUUUUUGUUGUUGAAGUAAACUGCAAAAUCUUUCUACUCUCCUUGAAUUGUGUUUAAAGUUUAAUACGGUCAAAAUAGUCUUGGGAGGAAAAGUGACUUAAUUGACUUUUGGUAAAUAUUGAUGAAAGACAAGAAUGUAAAUGCAUCCAAGAAGCUUUUCAGUAGGUGUAUUUAAGCAGCUGUAACACAAUGAGGGAUUAUUAACUUCAUUUAUUGUGGCUUUGUUGAUACCAAAUCUAACCUCAGCCACACAAACCAAAAAACCAAUGGAAAAAAAAAAGAAUAUUCUAAUAUACUGAACUGAUUUAUCAAAGAAUAUGUGGUGUUGUGUUAAUUGAUUGACCUUUAUGUGAAAUCUUACGUUGCUAUAAUUCCACACUUUUUUUUUUUUUCCAGAUUUAAGAUCUGGGUAUCUCUAAAUGCAGUGCCGUAUUUAUUUAUUUCUUGUGUGUGAAAACUGUGAACUGGAAUAGGAUAAGGGACAUUCUGUUGUAAUGUUUAGACUGUUCUCAGAAGAGAAGUAGUUUCUGUGUGCGUAUAUAAUGUGAUUUUGUGUGGAGGGCUGCUGUUAUCCCUGGUGCAGUAUCAUCAACCUUCUUUUUGGUGCAUUCUGUGUUAUUUGUACACUAAACUGUGUUGCUUUUACAAAGUCUUUCUCCUGCCCUGAAGUUCAAACUUUGCUGUCAUUUAACAUUGCCCCAAUUGCAUUCAUAUCUGUGGGGGUUUUGGGGUACCUGCGCACCCCUAAUUCUCAACGCUUUCAUCCCUGAUAUUACACACAAACCUAUAGCCCUUAUUUGUGUACUGUAUGCCUAGUUUCUGUACAUCACCAUAUACUCGUAUCUACUGCUAGAUCUGUGUGCACUGUUCCACAUUUCUGUUUAUCAGCAGGGUUGGGAAAACUAAUAAACUGGUUUUGGAAUGAAA